AUGAUCGUAAGCCUGUAUACGGAAGAUCCCAGCCUCACCAAACCCUUCAUCAAGGUGAGUCCCAGGGGGAAGCUCACACUGGGCUCAAAUGUCACCAUUGAAUGCCAGAGCAAAGAAAACGGAUUGACUUUCUCCCUGCGCAAAUCAGGAAAAGAGAUUGCAUCACAGAAGACAGAGCCACAUGGAAACACAGCAAAGUUCCUUCUCUCCGUGGGGAGGACAGAAGAGGAUGCAGGGAGCUACAUUUGUCAGUGUCAGCACAGAAAAAAUCCUUUUGUUUGGUCAGAGCCAAGUGACCCUGUGGAGCUAGUUGUGACAGUCACCUCAUCGACAGAGAUCGUCGUCCGUCUUGGAGCCGCUGGCUUGGUCUUGCUGGCCUUGGGGCUGAUUGUGGCUGAGGCAGCCUACAGCUGGAGGAAGGGGGAGCUCUAAGCUGCCCUGACUGAGCCCACACCAUCACCCAACAUCCUGCCCGCCUCCAAGGCAGAUGCAAAUGAAGUCUCUCCCUCUUCAUUCCUCCCAGCCCACGCUGGCAUUCCAUGGUAGCAUCAAAGAGAAGCGGCCUUGUUCUGGGCAGGCUGGCUACCAAAAAUCUUCCCUUUUGCCACACAUGGAAGGAUCUCCAGCUGGCCAAAGUCUUCCCAGCUCUUCCCGUUGGCCAGACUGCCUUCUCCUUAAACCUGAUGUUGCCUCUAAUCUCAUCCUGGCCUUCAUCUGGUCGUGGACCGAAUGUGAGUGUGCCAGACCCAGUCUUGCCGCAACCCCUGUGAGGAGCCGAUCCUGCAAAAAGAUAUUUGGACUUUUUUGGACAAAUGUCACCUGUCACCUGGGAUGUGCUGGCUCUCUCCCAGACACCAUAGAAUCAAAUUGUUAUGACAUCAGUAUCAAAUUUAAAUGACAGUUAACCACCACAGAUACUAAUGAAGACCACCAUGCAACUCCCCGUUGGCUGCUUGUUUGUCUGCCGUAACCAUCAAGCUUUCUUUU
Messenger RNA from Gekko japonicus, 987 nucleotides. RefSeq names its product T-cell-interacting, activating receptor on myeloid cells protein 1-like. Bases 1 to 432 code for a protein of 143 amino acids. Lineage: Eukaryota; Metazoa; Chordata; Lepidosauria; Squamata; Gekkonidae. The record is from RefSeq and is a predicted model, not a curated record. The transcript has 3 exons.